This is a messenger RNA of Exserohilum turcica Et28A, 1264 nucleotides long. RefSeq lists its product as uncharacterized. Gene Ontology annotation, cellular component: mitochondrial matrix. The transcript has 5 exons. The record is from RefSeq and is a predicted model, not a curated record. Lineage: Eukaryota; Fungi; Ascomycota; Dothideomycetes; Pleosporales; Pleosporaceae. Gene Ontology annotation, biological process: cytosolic ribosome assembly. The coding region runs from base 27 to 977 and encodes 316 amino acids.
AACACACCAUCGCCGCCAUCACCGCCAUGCUUUCUCUGCGAUCCCUCGCCCGCAGCGCCCCGCGGUCCGCCGCCCGCUUCUCUACAAAGGCCGUCCGCCCGCAAGCGUUUCUGCGCCAGACGGCUGCUUUCCAGCCCGCAUGGGCGGUCGCUGCUCCCCGUCUCACAGCCUCUUUCUCCGUGUCUGCCGCGCGGAGACAAGACAGCGGCAUCAAUGAAGAGUUGGUCGCAAAGCUCGAGAGCGAAAUCGUCAUGGAGGAGAGCAUGAAGGAGGACGAGGACCUCUCUGCUAACAUCAAGGAGUAUCUUGACAACAGCCCCUUUGAGAUUGAAGACCAGCCCGGCAACCAGGAAGUCGUCCUCACCCGCACGUACAACGACGAGAAGAUCCGCAUCACCUUCACCACGGCCGACCUCAACAACAACCAGACUGGCGAUGAAUUCUCCGACGACAAUGCCUUGUUUGACGAUGCCGACAUGGACGUGCAGUCUGGAGGCGCAAACACCAAGGGUGCCAUUAACCAGGGCAAGACUCAAGACGGAAACAUCCGUGUCGCUCCCGAGGACCGCGUUGCUCCCGCCGACCGCGAGGAGCUCGAGGACGACUACGAGAAUGACGAGCAGCAGCAGGGGUUCCCUGCCCAUGCAACCAUCCGCAUCGAGCGUCCCAGCAAGGGCGCCUUGGUUAUCGAGGCCACUGCUCAAGACGGCGAUUUCCUGAUUGAAGACCUCUACUACUUCCCCUCUGGUGACCUAGCCGACCCUGCUACUGCGGAGAAGGACUGGGCUCGACGUGCCCUCUACACGGGCCCUCCUUUUAACAACCUGGACGAGGACCUCCAAAUUCUUCUUGAGAAGUACCUUGAGGAGCGUGGCAUCAACACCCGUCUUGCCCUCUUCAUUCCUGACUACAUUGACCACAAGGAGCAGAAGGAGUAUGUCAGGUGGCUCAACAACAUCAAGACCUUUGUUGCAUAAACUCGCGUCAGACUUUCCAAUGGCCAAUGCACAAGAGGCACGCCACAAAGAUCGGUACGACGAAAAUGACGCUUCAACGAGGCUAGACCGAUGUGUUCGAGCUUCCUCUUGUAUAAUCUUGUAACGCAUCUCAAUCUUCAGGUAACAUUGGGGGCGUUGAUCAUGUGUAAAAUAGUUUGUGGGAUAUCUCUUCUUUGUAUGACUCGUGGCCAUGACCGCAUAUGGUUUGGGCCCUAAAAGAAAUGAUGAAUAUGUUUUGAUAUAUACGUGGCUGAAUGGGUGUUUUU